Molecule: messenger RNA, 799 nt
Organism: Coniophora puteana RWD-64-598 SS2
Lineage: Eukaryota; Fungi; Basidiomycota; Agaricomycetes; Boletales; Coniophoraceae
Exons: 3
Coding region: 157-360 (67 amino acids)
Source: RefSeq, a predicted model, not a curated record
CACGGUGCGAGCGGGUUUCGCUAACGAAGGUAUAAACCCGGUAGCUCAUUUCGAGCUCGUUUGGCUGACUCCCAUGCCAUCAUUUGAUUGCAACCCACGGAUGCUGUCCUCGAGAGCGUGGCUAUCGAAGAGCCCCAUUUCUUGACCGCGUCGUGGAUGAGGAUAGCGCAGUCACGCAGUCUGGAGUCUGGAGCGAGGGCGAAGUGGUCUCAUGGCGACGUGUUGACACUGCGAGAUCUGGAAUGGUGCAGCUUCAGCGAGAAACCGCUGGGCAUGAUGCUGGUGCAGUCUGAGGUGCGCAUGAUGGAUGGAAAGCUCCUCGUCUAUCAGCGCUUUGAAGCGACGGAUGUUGAAUGCUGAGUGAAAUGCUGAUAAUUCCAAGUUGAAGAGUACGACGUAAAUAAACCCUGUGCCCCUUCGCACACCGACAAUCAAACCCCCUCUCGCGUACCCGAAUUAGACGAAGGCGGGAGAGCUUGAGCCAAAGGCGACGUGGAUCCAAUGGGCAGCUUCUUCGACCAUCUUCAUAUUGGCAGGACUGGCAGAGCCGCGUUGGAAGAGGGCAAAUCCGAUGUGUCGUUGAGACCGUUCGCGUCGCUGCCUUCCUCAUGAAGGGCGACGUCUUCUCGUCGUAUUGUUACAGACAAGGAGAGGAAGAGAGCGGUAAUGGACGUCAAACUGGGCAAUGAUGAGCGCUGCGAGCCUUCUGGAUGGUCUCGUGGAUGGCGGGGAGGCUGGGUGAGCAAGCGUUGAGAAGGCGCAGGCCACAGAGGCUCAAGUACCGACGAAGGUAUCCCGG